Molecule: messenger RNA, 1885 nt
Organism: Malania oleifera
Lineage: Eukaryota; Viridiplantae; Streptophyta; Magnoliopsida; Santalales; Ximeniaceae
Product: long chain base biosynthesis protein 2a
Exons: 12
Coding region: 152-1618 (488 amino acids)
Biological process (GO): ceramide biosynthetic process; sphingosine biosynthetic process
Cellular component (GO): serine palmitoyltransferase complex
Molecular function (GO): pyridoxal phosphate binding; serine C-palmitoyltransferase activity
Source: RefSeq, a predicted model, not a curated record
AAAUCAUCUAUUUUUAUUAUUAAAAAAAUGUAAACGGUGGACCGGUCAACCCGAAUCCUCUCUCUCAUCUUUCUCUCUCUAAGAACGCGGAUUGCAGGAUUCAUCUUCUCAGCUCGAAGCUGGGUUUCGUUGCGAAGUUCGGAAGAUCAAAAUGAUUACAAUUCCAUAUUUAACUGCUUUAAGCACGUAUUUCAGCUACGGGUUGCUCUUUGCGUUUGGCCAAUUCCGCGAUUUCUUCAGGAAAAUCUUCGAUUGGUGGCGUUCCAGCAAUCUUGAGGGUUACGCGCCGAUCUGCUUAGGUCUUGAGGAUUUCUACAUUCGUCGUUUGUAUCAUCGUAUUCAGGACUGUUUUGAAAGGCCAAUAGCAAGUGCUCCUGAUGCUUGGUUUGAUGUGGUUGAGCGUUACUCCAAUGAUAAUAACAAGACGCUAAAACGAACAACAAAGACAAAUAGAUGCCUUAAUCUGGGAUCAUACAAUUACCUUGGCUUUGCUGCAUCAGAUGAAUACUGCACACCACGUGCAAUUGAAUCAUUGAAGAAGUUUUCUCCUAGUACCUGUAGUGCUCGCGCUGAUGGAGGUACUACAGCAUUGCAUGCUGAACUAGAGGACUCUGUUGCAAAAUUUAUUGGAAAGCCAGCCGCUAUAGUCAUUGGCAUGGGCUAUGUGACAAACUCUGCCAUCCUUCCAGUCCUGAUUGGGAAGGGAGGGUUGAUCAUUAGUGAUUCUUUGAACCACAAUUCAAUUGUCAAUGGUGCUCGAGGAUCAGGAGCUGCUAUUAGAGCUUUUCAACACAAUACGCCAUCGCACUUGGAGAAGGUUCUGAGAGAACACAUUGCUGAUGGACAACCCAGGACUCAUAGACCUUGGAAGAAGAUAAUUGUUAUUGUUGAAGGAAUAUACAGCAUGGAAGGGGAACUCUGCAAGCUUCCAGAGAUUCUAGCAAUAUGCAAGAAAUAUAAGGCAUACAUUUACUUGGAUGAAGCUCACAGCAUUGGGGCAGUUGGAAAAACUGGAAGAGGCGUAUGUGAGCUCUUGGGGGUAGAUCCAGCUGAUGUGGAUAUUAUGAUGGGAACUUUCACAAAAUCAUUUGGAUCAUGUGGUGGUUAUAUUGCUGGAUCCAAGGAGCUUAUUCAAUAUUUGAAACACACUUGCCCUGCUCAUCUAUAUGCGACAUCGAUAUCGCCACCAGCAGCCCAACAAAUUAUAUCUUCUAUCAAGGUUGUUCUUGGAGAGGAUGGAUCGAGUCGAGGGGCUCAGAAACUUGCACGGAUACGUGAGAACAGCAAUUUUUUCCGGUCAGAACUGCAGAAGAUGGGUUUUGAGGUUCUUGGGGAUAAUGAUUCUCCUGUAAUGCCAAUAAUGCUUUACAAUCCAGCCAAAAUUCCUGCCUUUUCUCGGGAGUGCCUUAAGCAGAAUGUGGCUGUUGUAACAGUUGGUUUUCCAGCUACCCCACUACUCUUGGCCAGGGCUCGUAUUUGCAUAUCUGCUUCUCAUACCAAGGAAGACCUGCUCCGAGCCUUGGAGGUAAUUAGCCGAGUUGGGGACCUGGUGGGCAUCAAAUAUUUUCCUGCUGAGCCUAAGAAGCACCAGGAGGAAGGUGCGAUGAAGUUGGACUGAGCAUGGUGUUGACCUCACGCCUCCUUGUCUCCAAAAGUAUGUCUAGGUUUAAUUUAAUUGCUGGUGGGUGUCAAUCUCAUCUAUUUUGUUUGCCAUGUUCACCCUGAAAAUCAGGAAAUUUUGUAGGUAUCUGUUUAUUCAUACCCUUUUGGGGGAGCCUUUCUUUGUUUUUUGGUGUGUUAUGGCAUGACAUUUUUGCAUACUUUAUGUACAGCUUCUAUAAUUCUUUUGUGUGUAAUGAUCAAAUUGUUUAGCUUAUCUUUGAAA